Molecule: messenger RNA, 4665 nt
Organism: Cotesia glomerata
Lineage: Eukaryota; Metazoa; Arthropoda; Insecta; Hymenoptera; Braconidae
Gene: MnM
Exons: 8
Coding region: 413-4576 (1387 amino acids)
Molecular function (GO): protein binding
Source: RefSeq, a predicted model, not a curated record
UUGAUUUUUCAGUGCCGGCAGUUAAGUUAAUGUAGUUGGCCAGUGUGGGUAUAUCACCUUCGGAGUCUGCGCAAGCAUAAGCUCUCACCCGAGCAUUCGUUUUUCCCAAGAGCCAGUGCUGCCCCGAGGCUCCGCGCUAUAUCGAGACACCCGCGAGUUAGUUUUACUAUUAUAACCAAGGUGGAGGAGUGAAGCAACUAGCUCAUUUGAGCUAGUCUCCAUCAUCAUCAUCAUCAUCAUCAUCAUCAUCAUCAUCUUCAUCAUCAUCAUCUUCAUCAUCAUCUUCCUCACCAUCAUUAUUUCUUCCUUUGAUCUGCUGGUCAGCAGACAUAAAUACAAAGGCAAAUGGUGCAUGUGAGAUUCAAUUUACAACGGUGAUCUCAUCAUCACCAUCUUCAUCAAAAAAAGAGCAAUGGGGAAUGCAUCAGCUAAGAAUGCAAGAAGACUAUCAACUUCUACCGGAAGUAACUCCAAGAGAGUCCACUGGGGUGGUCCAGGAGUUCCAGCACCACCUGGAAAGCCAGUCCUAAUUCCUGGAUCAUCAGACGACGCUCAACCAGACAUUGUCGGCAUUCGCUGGGAACGAUCGCCAAGUAAUGGUGGUGCUCCGAUAAUUGGAUAUUUAGUAGAACACCGACGCAUGGGGUCGCCCCAUUGGGUCAGAUCAUCGCCAAACCUUUGUCCAUUUCCUGAAUUGACUCUCAGUGGACUAGAACCAGGAUGGAGGUAUCAGUUUCGCGUGAGAGCGCAAAAUAGCUUAGGAAUCUCUCAACCGAGUGAACUGUCAGAUCCGCUGACAGUUACGCUUCAAAGAUCCGCAGCUACUAUACCACAUUUUGAAUUGGAACUUAAAGACACUACUGCACUUGAAAAUGAACAGGCAGAAUUUGUUGUAAAAUUUUCCGGGUUACCAAUUCCAAAAAUUUCAUGGUUUAAAGACGGCUUUGAAAUUUUUAGCAGUAGAAGAACAAGAAUAGUCACAGAGAACGGUAAAAGUACACUUCUUAUCCAUCAAACAGCGUUGAAUGAUGAAGGUGAAAUAAAAUGCACGGCUACGAAUCGUGCUGGGCACAUUAGUACGCGCGCGAAACUUAAUCUCGAAGCUGCACCACGAAUACGGCUUCCCAGGCAGUACGAAGAUGGACUCCUCUUCGAGCAAGAUGAAGCAAUCAGACUGAAAGUAUCCAUAGCAGGGAAACCUGUGCCUAAUGUCACCUGGUUACACGACGGUGAAGUUAUAAAAUCAGAUGAUAGACACAUUAUCGAUGCGGCUGACAGUGGAGAGUGCUCAAUGAGGAUACCUGCGGCUAGGAGAAAAGACCGCGGAGAGUAUACUGUAAAAGCUGUUAAUAAGCUUGGUGAAGAUAUCGUCUCAUUUCUUGUCACUGUUACAGAUCGUCCAUCAGCACCAGGAAAGGCAAAAAUUGCAAUGACCUUGGGCAGAUCCGUGACAUUGUCUUGGAGCGAACCUGAAGAUGAUGGUGGCUGCAAAAUAGGGACAUACAUUAUCGAGUAUUAUCGGAUUGGUUGGGACGUCUGGCUAAAAGCGGCAACUUGCCGGCAACCAACGACAACCUUGAGCGAGCUCAUUGAGGGCUCGGAGUAUAAAUUUCGCGUUAAAGCUGAAAACCCAUAUGGUGUUAGUGAUCCAAGUGAAGAAAGUGAUGUCAUCUUCAUUCCAGACCCAAAACGAGGAAUACAUGCACCACCUUUACGACCAGAUAAAUCACAAAGUCAACGAGAGAUCCACCGAGGCAGAACUGAAAGACGUGAUCAAAGUGAACCGGCUAAGAGAACUCGUAGUUUAACACGUGAAGAAGCGAUCCGUGAUAGUCAUGCUAAUGAAUUUCAGACUCCACCUUCCAGAUCAGCAUCCGCACAUAAAUUAGUUUUGGGCCCGCCACCAAAACCCCCGCGUGCUGAUAGCAGAGUUACUUUUUCAGAUACCGUUUUUUUGCAUCUCGAAAAGCCUCUUGAAGACGAUGAUUUACCGGUUGCGCCGGCCAGGCCAAGAACUAAGCGAGACAAGGUUCAACACUCGCCUCCGGAGGAUGAGAUAAAGGAAAGGCACCAGACAAUCAUCGCACCAGAAAAACUACCAAGUCCUCCAGUGCUUACAAGACAAGCCACAUUAGAAACUUUCGAAAGACCAUACGUCCUACCAAUUGAAAAAUCCCCUUCUCCACUCCCACCAAUUAAAAUUCCCAAAGAAGAAACCCGUCUGAAUAAACCCACCCGACCUAUAUUACCCCGUGAGGCAACAGAAGACGAAGACGAUACAAAAUUCCGGGGUAGCUCCGAAAUAAUGCUCGUACUUUACCCAGACGAGGAUGCUUCACCAGGAAAGCGCAAUCCUUUGGUCAGAUCAUCUUCAGAAGGCGAAGCCGAAGAAGAAGACGAAGACUUACUUCCACCCCCAAUGUCCCUAUCAUUGCCAGAAUUAUUCAGCGCGAACCACCAAGUGGUCGAAAUCCUCCGCGAAGCUGUAAGUUCAACAGAACUUCUCCACGAGCGUGCAAUGGAGCGAUUCUACAAAGCAGUGGCCGUAGAGGAGGCCGAGGCUGCUAAGAAGACCGACUUAGGCGUAGUUGAUAAACCCAAAGAAGGCUUAGACUUUAUCUCCGGUCGCUUGAGAAGCACCCGGUUAAAAAGAAGACCUUCCUCAGGGUCUCCAGUUGGAACUCAGGGUAAAAAUAAGUGGACCCGUCGGCGGUCCAGCGAAGGCCAAACUUCUUCUCAAUUACGCAAUCUUCCUCCAAGCUUAAUGUUACCCGCGCCUCAGAUAAUUGCCUCAGAUCCUAAUUUGCAUGAAGAAGAUCCCACAGAAGUUCUCAAGCCAGCUUCACCAACUCUUGCUAGCUUGCAUCACUGGGACGAUAAAAAUAUGCCUUUAGUUCCUGAACAUCACGCGGAAGAAUUUAUUUUAGAGCCUUCUGAAGAAUCUUUCACCCGCAUUGAGUACCGGCGCGAUGUAAAAACUCCCGACAGAGAAAUUGCGUAUGAUUCUAUUGUCGCUGAUGAUUACGAAGAGUCUACUGACGCUGAGUCCGAGCCUGAAAGCGACUCAAGUGAAGAUUUGAGGACACUCAAGUCCAGAAUUCUCGCCCAGCCGAUUAUGGACGAGGAGGACACUUAUCAUCCCCGUGGCCGGCCUAUUUUAUAUGUUCCACCUCCUGAUCCUGAGUACAGAGUUCAAACAAUUGAUACUGUCCCAGCUAGGCCUUUUUAUAAUGUCUCUCCCAAUAAUAACAAUAACAAUAUUCAGCCCAAGUCUAUUUUAAAAAAACGUACAGAAGAAGAUCCAGUUCCUUUAAAUAGCUUCGGAAGGCCAAUUCCUCCGGAAAAACCUAUCAUAGAACGCCAGGAGAAAAAAGAAGUUCCAGUGGAACCUCCUGUUACUUUAAGGAAGAAAUCAGUGACUGAUUUGUCUGAUGGAGCAGUUGCUAUUAGUAAUAAUAAUAGUAAUAGUAAUGCUCCUGUUAUGUCUGAGUUAGAUAGUGACAAUGCGAGUCUUUUAAAUGCUGCUGAAGUUGCUAAAAAUAGGAGGCGCUCUAAUCAAAAACCGGUGGUUGAGAAGAAAUCUUCUGUUGAAGAAAAAGAAGAUCUAGAAGCUAGGCAGGCUGUUGUUGAUCAUUAUAUGGAAAUUGUUAGGGAAUAUUCUUUAAGUCAUGCUGUUCAUCCUGUUAAUUAUUCUAAAUAUUCUUCCAAUACUUCCAAUGGAGCUAUUACUACUACUAAUAAUAAUAAAAAUAAUAAUGUUAAUGAUAAUAAUAAUAAUAAUAAGAAGGAGAAUAAUAAAGAUUCUGGAAUAAUUCCAAGUUUGAAUAUUCAGACAAAAAUUGCAAAUUUAACGGAGAAAAAUAAAGAAGAAAUAGGAAGAAGAAAUAAUUUAACAAGAGUUACAACUGUUGAUAGUUCUUCUUCUUCUAUUCCUAGUGCAAAUAUGGUGCAGGAAAAUUUGAGAUCCAGCAGAGGACUUUCUAGAAAUAAUGAAGCUACAAUAUCGAGAUCUAGAAAUAUUUCUACGGAAAGAAUGAGGUCGUCUUCGAAAACUAGAAUGCCAGAAGUGGAUAAAGGUCCGUCGAGGUCUUCUUCUAGAACUAGGAAGCGUGAUCUUUCAGGAAAUAGAGAUACUGGGUCGAGAUCAUCUUCGAAGCAGAGAGGAGAGACUAGGAAGAUUUCUUCGAGGAAUAGUUCUAGGGAGAGAUUCAAAGCUGUUGAUGUUAGUCCAAGUGAUUCGGAAACUUCUCAGAGGGUUGUGGGGAAGAAAAUUAGUAGGGAGAGACCGGAGAGAUUUAGGAGGAACUCGAGGGCUUAUGAUAGGCCUGAUAAGAGCAAGCUCGAGGCUUCAGGUGUUAUUAGUGAGCGACUGAUGGCUGAAGCUCAUAUUAAUGUCAGGUCUUCGGUUAGCUAUGUUAUUGAUUUGAUUAUUCUUAUGGCUGCUAUUUAUCUUUACUUGUUUAAAAAUGAACUUUUUGCGAUUCCGUUUAUAUUUCUUCUUAUUUAUCGGCAAGUUGAGGAAGAUAUCAGAGGAUGGAUUCCUAAAUGGUGGAAGGCGAAACCAAGAGAUAAUUGAUGAAUUUAAUAUUGAAGAUUUUAUUUUAAUAUUAUAUGAAGUAAUUUUAUUUUCCGGUUAUCAUUAAUAAAAUAUCUAUAUAUAAUAUA